This is a messenger RNA of Drosophila eugracilis, 1713 nucleotides long. RefSeq names its product neurogenic locus notch homolog protein 1 (gene aspr). Bases 144 to 1469 code for a protein of 441 amino acids. The record is from RefSeq and is a predicted model, not a curated record. The transcript is spliced from 6 exons. NCBI's taxonomy places the organism in Eukaryota, Metazoa, Arthropoda, Insecta, Diptera, Drosophilidae.
ACUCGAACAUUAACCAGUGAAAAACGGAAACGAUCUAUAAUUUACAAUAUAUAUAAAUAUAAAUAUAUAUAUUUUUUUUGUUUUUUAUUUUACGUUAUUAAUCUGCCGUAGUGCGAGUGUCUACUAAGAACUUAAAGCCUAAAAUGCAACAUCUCCUGGUCGUGGCCCUUGUGGCGGUGGCCAUCGCAUCUUUGCCCCACCAAGCCGCAGGUAAAAAGCUCGAGAAACGCUGUGUGAACUGCACAUAUCGUACAUAUUACACAUACGGCGAUGGGCGAUCCCUGCAGCGGGUUGUCUAUAGAGAUCCGGUCUACACACGUGCUCAAUCGUAUAGCAGCGGCUGCAGUGGUAGUCCGUGCGGCGUGAAUGCCGUUUGCCAAGAGGCCUCCGGUGGCCGCCCUGUUUGCUCCUGCCCACCUGGAUUCAGUGGUAAUCCGCUCACCCAUUGCAAUCGCGGCGAGUGCCUGGACAAUGUCGACUGUCGCGGUGACCUGCAGUGCAAGGACAAUCGUUGCGUUAAUCCCUGCGUGGGUGCCUGUGGCAUUGGCUCGAAUUGUGACGCUCGCAACCACGUGGCCGUAUGCAGCUGCCCGGCGGGCUACAAUGGUGACCCCUAUCAUGCCUGCCACCUCAACGAUCCCGAGGAACAAUGCCAUCCGAGUCCUUGCGGCGUAAACACCAAAUGCGAGAUCAUUAACGGUGUGCCUACAUGCUCCUGUGUCCAUGGUUACGUGGGUAAUCCCUUGAGCGGCUGUCGCCAUGAGUGCGACCACGAUGGCGACUGUAAUAGCAGGGACAUGUGCUCCAGCAACUUUAAGUGCGUGCCAGCUUGUGGCCAAUGCGGUACGGGCGCCACUUGUCGUACGGUUAGCAAUCAUCGGGCGGUCUGCGAGUGUCCCAAGGGCUAUAUUGGUAGCCCUUAUACGGAAUGCCGGCCAGAAUGCUAUGGUGAUGUGGAUUGUCCAUCCGGAAGGCCAGCGUGCUUCUAUGGCAUUUGCAAGAACACCUGCGAGGGUGCCUGCGGCAUUGGUGCCGAUUGUAAUCUACGCGGCUUGACACCCGUUUGCAGCUGUCCACGUGACAUGACCGGUGAUCCAUUCGUCCGCUGCCGUCCCUUUACCAAGGAGGAUCUCUGCGAUCCCAAUCCGUGCGGUACCAAUGCCAUCUGCGUACCCGGACACGACAAUACCGGCCGGGAACGACCCGUCUGCAACUGCCUGCCCGGUCACACCGGCAAUCCAUUGAGCCACUGCAGCCGAGGUGAGUGCCUGAGUAAUAAUGAGUGUCCCGACCACCGAGCCUGCAUCAACUACCAGUGCAUCGAUCCCUGCAUCGGCAAGUGUGCCACCGGAGCCAGUUGCGAGCCAAAGGCUCACCUGGCAGUCUGCCGCUGUCCACAAGGACAAUCGGGCGAUGCCCUUGUGUCCUGCCGCCAGACGCGCACUUUCCCGGUGGCCAAGUACCACUGAGCAGACGAAGGAGAGGAGGGUUCCAAUCGUCCCUGCAGCCGCACUGCCUGCCAGCCCACUCCAGACCAGUUCAGUCCACCUUACGUCCCUCCACAUUCUGCAGCAAUCUACAAUCUGCCUGCCUUUUUCCCAUUACUAGUCGUUGCAUUAACCUCGUGCUCUCACCCUCACUCUCACUAUCACUCUAAUUGAACGAACAAUAAUGUGUUGACAAUAAUAAAUAAUAUACUUAAAGAAUAAUAAA